AUGUUCUCCCGAAGGAGCCACGGGGAUGUGAAAAAGUCCACCCAGAAGGUGCUGGACCCCAAGAAGGACGUGCUGACCCGCCUGAAGCACCUGCGGGCGCUGCUGGAUAACGUGGAUGCAAGUGAUCUUAAGCAGUUUUUUGAAACCAACUAUUCUCAAAUAUAUUUCAUCUUCUAUGAAAAUUUUAUAACACUGGAAAAUAGUUUGAAAUUAAAAGGGAAUAAUAAGUCACAGAGGGAGGAGCUGGACUCCAUCCUCUUUCUUUUUGAAAAAAUACUGCAGUUUCUACCUGAACGAAUUUUCUUUCGAUGGCAUUACCAGAGUAUAGGCUCAACUUUAAAGAAGCUUCUACACACUGGAAAUUCUAUUAAGAUAAGAUGUGAAGGAAUCAGGCUGUUUCUUCUGUGGCUUCAAGCGCUGCAGACGAACUGUGCGGAAGAGCAGGUGCUGAUCUUUGCCUGCCUGGUGCCCGGCUUCCCAGCGAUCAUGUCAUCCAGGGGGCCGUGUACCCUGGAGACGCUCCUCAGUCCCAGCCCUGGUGUCGCUGAUGCAAAGGUAUAUCCGGAAGAAAUCACUCCGCUCGUGCCAGCCAUGUCAGGGGAGAAGAUUGCAGAGGACCAGACGUGCUUUUUUCUUCAGCUGCUGUUGAAAUAUAUGGUUAUUCAGGCUGCAAGCCUGGAGUGGAAGCAUAAGGAGAAUCAAGAGACUGGUUUUAAAUUCCUUUUCACGUUGUUUCGAAAGUAUUACCUUCCUCAUUUAUUUCCAUCGUUUACCAAGUUAACGAACAUCUACAAGCCUGUCCUUGAUGUCCCCCACCUGAGACCAAAACCCGUGUACAUCACGACAACGCGAGACAAUGAAAACAUUUACAGCACAAAGAUUCCGUACAUGGCAGCUCGUGUUGUUUUUAUUAAGUGGAUCGUAACUUUCUUUUUGGAAAAAAAGUAUCUAUCCACAGCACAAAACACUAAAAAUGGAGUUGAUGUAUUGCCUAAAAUCAUACAGACCGUCGGGGGUGGAGCCGCAGUGCAAGACCGGGCACCCGAGCUGGACAGCGGGGCAGCCGAGCCGGACAGAAGCCACUCCAACAGCAGCACCUUGUCGGACCGGAGGCUCAGCAGCUCGAGCCUCUGCAGCGUCGAGGAGGAGCACCGCGCCGUGUACGAGAUGGUGCAGCGCAUCCUGCUGUCCACGCGUGGCUACGUCAACUUCGUGAACGAAGUGUUCCGUCAGGCAUUUUUGUUGCCUUCCUGUGACAUAGCUGUCACCAGAAAAGUAGUUCAGGUGUACAGAAAGUGGAUCCUCCAGGAAAAACCUGUGUUCAUGGAGGAACCAGACAUAAAAGAAGUUGCCCAAGAAGAUGCUGAAAAAUUAGGAUUUUCAGAAACCGAUGCCAAGGAGACCUCGUCUGAAAGUUCCGGUCACAAGCGAUCUUCCAGUUGGGGACGAACGUACUCUUUCACGAGUGCCGUGAGCAGAGGGUGUGUGACAGAAGAGGAAAAUCAGAACGUGAAAGCGGGGGCCCAGGCGAUGCUGCAGGUAUUUUUGACAAAUGCUGCAAACGUCUUUUUGCUGGAACCCUGUGCUGAAGUUCCCAUGCUCUUAAAAGAGCAAGUUGAUGCUUGUAAAGCUGUUUUGAUUAUUUUUAGGCGCAUGAUAAUGGAGCUUACAAUGAAUAAAAAGACAUGGGAACAGAUGCUGCAGAUACUACUCAGGAUAACAGAAGCCGUCAUGCAGAAGCCAAAGGAUAAACAAGUGAAGGACUUGUUUGCCCAGAGCUUGGCAGGCUUGCUAUUUAGGACGCUCAUGGUGGCCUGGAUCCGAGCAAACCUCUGCGUGCCCAUUUCCCGGGAGCUGUGGGACGACUUUCUGGGCGUGCUGUCCUCCCGCACGGAGUGGGAGGAGCUCAUAAACGAGUGGGCCAGCAUCAUGGACUCCUUGACGGCGGUGCUCGCCAGGACCGUGUACGGGGUCGAGAUGACCAACCUGCCCCUGGACAAAUUAAGUGAACAAAAGGAGAAGAAGCAGCGAGGCAAAGGCUGUGUUCCAGAUUCUCAGAAAGGAACCACCGUGGGGAGAUCCUUUUCCCUGAGCUGGCGGAGCCACCCCGAAAUGACCGAGCCCAUGCGCUUUCGGAGCGCCACCACAUCUGGGGCCCCGGGAGUGGAGAAGGCGAGAAACAUCGUCCGCCAGAAAGCAACCGCUAAGCGGAGCCAGUCUAUCGGCAACUGUGCCCGCCUCCCCGAGGCCUUGCCCGCCACUAAAAGCGUCCCGCUCCUCCUCCACAGCGUGAGCGCCCUCCUCCCGGGUCUCUCUCACUCCUCUAGCUCUCACAGGCUGCCAGAAGUGGAGGAGUGCCCGCAGCAGGAAAGUGCACCUGCGGCGGAGCCGGGGGCCCAGGCAGCAGACGAGCAGCAACGAAUGGUUCGGAGCAGCAGCUCCCCUGACGUCACGGAGCCACUGGGUGCAGACGCCCCGCCAGGUCAGAAUGUAGGAGAUACACAGAGUGUGAGUUCUUCAGAGCCCAGGCCUGUUCAGGAGAGCAAAGGACACACGAAGAAAGAACACGAAGGGAUCACAAUCUCAGUUCGAAGAAGCAGCAGCCCUGCGGAGUUGGAUUUAAAAGAUGAUUUGCCGCAGACGCAAGGAAAAUGUCGGGAGAGACAGAAGAGUGACAGUGUUGGCAGUGACACAGGUCUGGGCUAUGGCACUGACACAGAGCUGUCCUUAAGCCCGUGGCAGACCUACGAGGAAGACCCGGACCUGAACACUCCCACGGAUGCCGUGACCGACUCUGACGCCCGCCACUGGCUACAGCUGAGUCCUACGGAUGCUUCACACGUAACAGACAGCAGCGAGUGCCUCGCAGACGACUGCAGCAUCAUUGCCGGAGGGACCCUCACCGGGUGGCACCCAGACUCGGCCGCUGUGCUCUGGCGGAGGGUCUUGGGAAUCCUUGGAGAUGUGAAUAAUAUCCAGUCACCCAAGAUCCACGCCAGGGUUUUUGGCUAUCUCUAUGAACUCUGGUACAAACUAGCAAAGAUACGGGAUAACCUAGCAAUAAGCCUGGAUAACCAGUCCUCCCCAUCUCCUCCUGCCUUGAUCCCACCACUCAGAAUGUUUGCAUCAUGGCUAUUUAAGGCGACGACGUUGCCAAACGAGUAUAAGGAAGGCAAACUCCAAGCCUACAAGCUGAUCUGUGCCAUGAUGACCAGACGCCAGGACGUCCUGCCCAACUCGGACUUCCUGGUGCAUUUUUACCUUGUCAUGCACCUGGGGCUGACCAGCGAGGACCAGGACAUCUUAAACACCAUCGUAAGGCACUGUCCGCCCCGCUUCUUCUCCCUGGGUUUGCCCGGCUUCUCCAUGCUGAUGGGGGACUUCAUCACGGCCGCCGCCAGGGUCCUCAGCGCAGACAUGCUGGCGGCCCCUCGUUCAGAAGCCCUCACCAUUCUGGGGUCUCUGGUCUGCUUUCCGAAUACCUACCGCGAGGUCCCUCUGCUGCAGUCACUGCCGGAUGUCACCGAAGUCGUCACAGGAACUGAUGAUGUCAAGCAUUACCUCAUAAGUAUUUUACUGAAGAAUGCCACCGAGGAGCCAAAUGAGCAUGCAAGAUGCAUUGCCAUUUGCUCCCUCGGGGUCUGGAUAUGUGAAGAGCUAGCACAGUGUAUGAGCCAUCCUCAGCUGAAAGAGGCCGUCAACGUGAUAGGCGUCACUUUGAAGUUUCCCAACAAAGUCGUGGCCCAGGUGGCUUGCGAUGUUCUUCAGUUGCUGGUUUCCUACUGGGAAAAACUUCAGAUAUUCGAACCCUCUCUGCCUCGGAAAAUUGCCGAAAUCCUCGUGGCCACAAUUGCUUUUCUUUUACCGAGUGCAGAGUAUUCCUCAGUGGAAACAGAUAAGAAGCUCAUCGUGUCCUUGCUGCUCUGCCUCCUGGACUGGUGCAUGGCCCUGCCACUGAACGCCCUUCUCCACCCCGUGGCCACGGCAGCCCUGGAGGAGCAGGCCUCGUCCCGAGCGCCACUGCUGGAUUACGUCUACAGGGUUCUGCACUGCUGUGUUUGUGGCUCGAGCACGUACACCCAACAGAGCCACUACACCCUGACCCUGGCUGACCUGUCGUCCACGGAUUACGACCCCUUCCUGCCACUGGCAAACGUGAAGAGUUCUGAGCCGGCCCAGCAUCAUUCAUCAGCAGAACUGGGCAACCUGCUUACUGUCGAAGAGGAGCGGAGGCGGCGGAGCCUGGAGCUGAUCCCGCUGACGGCCCGCAUGGUGAUGGCGCAUCUGGUCAACCACCUGGGCCACUUCCCGCUCUGCGGGGGCCCCGCCGCGCUGCACAGCCUGGUCAGCGAGAACCACGACAACGCGCACGCGGACGCCGCGGAGCUGUCCCCCGAGGUCUUCAGGAGCCCCAACCUGCAGCUGUUCGUGUUUAACGACAGCACCCUCAUCUCCUGCCUUCAGACGCCGGCCCAGGGACCUGCAGACGGGUCUCCAGCGGGCGCCCUCUCGGACGUGAGAGUGAUCGUGAGGGACAUCUCAGGGAAGUACUCGUGGGACGGGAAGGUGCUCUACGGGCCCCUGGCCGGCUGCCCAGCCCCCCAGGGCAGAUGUCCCUCUUCUCUGGUUUCGGGCUGGCCCCGCCCACCGUCUGGACCUCAGAAGGACCUUUCCCAGACGGACGAGGGAGAGGACGUCCUGGACAAGUUACUUGAAAACAUCGGCCACACAAGCCCAGAAUGCCUUUUGCCAUCACAGCUGAACCUCAAUGAGCCUUCGCCACCCCCGUGUGGAAUGAGCCGCGACCAGGAGAAGGAAAUCAUCCAGGCCAUCCUGCGGCAGAGCGCCCAGGAGGACGCCUACGUCCAGAGGUGCCACUCGGACCCGGCCCUGAGGGUUGCCAGCCAGGAACAGCCAUUCCCUGUGGAGCCCCGGGGAGCCUUCUACUUCUGCAGGUUGUUGCUGGACGACUUGGGGAUGAAUUCCUGGGACAGGAGGAAGAAUUUCCAUCUGCUGAAGAAAAAUUCAAAAUUAUUGAGAGAGCUAAAACAUCUGGACUCCCGACAGUGCCGUGAAACGCACAAAAUCGCCGUGUUUUACAUUGCCGAAGGUCAAGAGGACAAGUGUUCGAUCCUUUCCAAUGAAAGAGGAAGCCAAGCAUACGAAGACUUCGUUGCCGGACUUGGAUGGGAGGUGGACCUGUCCACGCACUGCGGGUUCAUGGGUGGACUUCAGCGCAAUGGCACCACAGGCCAGACGGCCCCCUACUAUGCCACCUCAACCGUGGAAGUGAUUUUCCAUGUCUCAACUCGGAUGCCAUCAGACUCAGAUGACUCUCUCACCAAAAAGCUCCGUCACCUGGGGAAUGACGAGGUCCACAUCGUCUGGUCUGAACACUCCAGGGACUACCGCAGGGGGAUUAUCCCCACCGCCUUUGGAGACGUUUCAAUCAUCAUCUACCCCAUGAAGAAUCACAUGUUCUUUAUCGCGAUAACCAAGAAACCCGAGGUUCCAUUUUUUGGGCCCCUGUUUGAUGGAGCCAUCGUGAGUGGGAAGCUGCUGCCAAGCCUUAUCUGUGCCACGUGCAUCAACGCCAGCAGGGCUGUGAAGUGCCUCAUCCCCCUGUACCAGAGCUUCUACGAGGAGCGGGCUCUGUAUCUGGAAGCAAUAAUUCAGAACCACCGCGAAGUCAUGACGUUUGAGGAUUUCGCAGCCCAGGUCUUCUCUCCGUCUCCCAGCUACUCCGUCACUGGAACCGAUUAAAAUACACAAAGGCCUCGCUGCAAUAUUUGAACAAGGGCCCUGAGCGCCUUCCCCACGGCACCUCUUGGGGAGGAGAAGAUGGAUGAGACCCCCGCUUCCCCACCCAAGCCCCCAAACCCAGACUCCGGUCACGGUGGCCCAGCUGGUGCCUCAGCGAGUCCAAAGCUACAGAGGAAGCCCCAAAAUGCGGCGGAGCAGACUUUCAAACCGGUGGCGGUGAUAUCUCAGGAGCCUGGGCUUUGAAAGAAGAAAAAGUCGCCACCCGCCAGAGACAAGCCGGCUGUCACGCAGUGCCUUUGGGGCUGCAGGCGCAGAGGGAACACGAGCCGGUUCCGGGCUUUCCUGGGGUGGGGGCAGGGUGAGCACCUGGCUCUGGACCCGGGGCUUCCUCUCACCUGUAAACCCGUCGUGUUUCACUGGGGGCUGCAGAAUGCCUGUCAGCCUGUUGGAGGAGCGUUCCCCGCAUUGAUCCCACUCGAUCUUCUGUUAGGACUGAUGGUUUUACAAACUUCAUCAUCCCAGAGAUUGGCUUUCCGUCGGGUCGGUAGCCCAGGAGAAGGUUCACCUCCUUUGCUGAAUGUUUCCCACCUGGUUCCCUGAUGCCCGCUACCUGGGGAGAGGUUUCCUGACCUUGACCCUAACCCUGCUGGAGGCCUCCAGGGGGUGAGAGGAAAGCUUCCAUCCACAGUGCGCAGGUGAUUCUAGAAACACAGGGUCCUGUCUUUCGAAAGUUCCGGUCGGUCAGGAAGCCUCCCGGUGGCGGUGCCUCACUGCCCUACCCCUCACACAGAGCUUUAGGGUGACAUCCCCAGCAAGGGGUUUGCUCCCCCCACUUUUUACCCAUUUUGCUCCAAGAAAGGCCUGUUGUGCCUGUUUGAAAAAAAGAAAAGCUGGGGUCAGCGAGCGUUGGGCAAAGGCUCUCUGCUAGUCACCUAGGCUCUUGCGCCAUCUCCAGAGCUAGCCCUGGGCUCAGAACUGGGGAGCCCCUGGCUAAGGGCCCAGAAAGGUCCCGGCGCAGGUGCUUUCCUGCCCCCGCCCCCCUGCUCUUGCACCCAUCUCUGGGCACACCCAGCCUGCCUUGGCCGCCUUCUGAGCCCACUCUCCUGGGCAAAGCUGCUGUCCUCCCCAAAUGUCACUGUCCUAUGGGUUUGGCUAGUCCCUGAUCUUUGCAGGAGAAGGGGGUGGACCCAGGAGCCAGCCUUGCUUUGGGGACAGUGGGACCGGAUUGAGAAGGGCACUCCUAUUAGGAGGGGACUUGGGAUUCUCAAGAGACUUGGUUUUUCUGCUUUCCAGGGGCUCAGAGGUGGGGCUUGAGGCCAGGCCCACAGCGGGGGGCAGCUGGAGCGCCAUCUGAACCCCAGAGAACUGGGGACAGACAAAAGCAGCACUUGGGGCUGUCCUGUAAAAGGCCCAAUUUGUUCACUUACUGGGGCUUAAUGGCAACAUAAAGGGUGACUGGAAGUGACAGCCUUUUUGGUGGUGUCAGCAAAUGUCACGAUUCUUACCUUCCCCUGGCAUCCCUUCCCCAGCUUGGAGCUAUUUGGGCUUUCUGGUCGGCGUGGUUCAGCCCCCAUGGCGCAGACUCACACUCUUACUGCUGUCCCACUUGAUAUUACAAAGUUGCCAGCCCUCGCUCCUGCAGGAAGGGGCAUCGCUCGUCCCUGGGCUCCCGAGUCCCACGUGAGCUCUGAUCGCAGCUUCCAGGAGAACAUUUCGGCCUCAACCCCUGUUGCGGAAUUCUUGGAUUUAGUCAAGAGUCUUGUAAUCACGUUGACUUCCCCUGGACCUGUGCUCCAAGAGUCCCUUUUCUCUCCAGGAACCGGUCCUCCUGACCUGGAGUAGGAAGUGCAGUUGUAGGUAGCAGGUAAGCAGCCCUUUCUCAACGGCUUGACAACCCCACGACCCCAGGUGACACCAGCAGUUUUACGGCUCUUCUCAGUAACAGUUUUGGUUUGGAGGUUUGGAAUCAGGGAACAGGGGAUCUGAGCCAGGUUUGUUUGCAAUCAUGUGGACUUGAAUCAUUUUUGCUAUUUGGGGUGGAAAAUUGAAAUGAUCAAGUGUUUGGUUUUUUUUUUUUUAACUUAGAAAAGCAAAUAUUGUGCUUUUGUAAUAAAUGCCUUUCAGCAAAAUUGCCAAGGGUCACUUUUCCGGUGGGGACCCACCUGAGCCACAGUGCUGAGUUGUCACAUUAGUAGGUCAGCCAUCUGUAAACUGAAGUGGCCCUAAUUAGCCCAAAAUGGUUAAGACCUGCCAGCCUCCAGGCAGGACGAGGACAGCCCCCUCACGUCUCGGCACGCUGAUUUCCAUCUGCAGCAAAAUGCUGCUCUGCAGUCUUCCUGCAUAGGGUACUUAAAAAAAAUAUUAGUAAUUCCACAAAUGACGACAUUUUAAAUAGCACCACCUCACGCAGACAGCAGGGAGGACAUUUAGCUUGGGUAGGUGACCGUCACAGUGUCUUCUGAGGUCAAGGCUGCAGUUCCCAAGAGCCACAGCGAAGGAGUGGGCUUCAGCCUUGACUUUGGGGAGCGGCUGACCAAUCAGACCCCGAGCCUUACCCCCAAGAGUCUGCGGAUCCGUAGACAAGGCACAUCACGUCUUCCCAACCUUCCUCAGGUGUGAACACCCGCGCCUUGUUUACUGUCACAUUUGUGUCCUCUGGAGUUUGAGGGAAGCUGUCACGCUUACUGUGAUGUCUUACACAGAAUUGUAACCUUAUAGCUGCUGGAGGGAAUGUCCACAUUCGAAGGCAAAGCCAACCACAUGUUAGUUGCACUCAGUACCUAUGUAUGACAGACACAUUAAGUGAAUGUUUUCAGGUCAACAAUAUUUAGUACAUGUAAAUAAGGACAAAAUUUGAUAAAUACGGUAAAUUAAGUUAUAGCGUGUCAUUUGAUUUUUAUUUUGCUCUUGUUAUUUAAUUUUCCUGAUGCUCCGCAUCAGGGCUUGUGCCUAGGCAGUAGAGACCUGGUCUGUAACCCACUUUGCAGGUCGUGUGCACCCCGGUGCGCCGAUGGAAGGGGCUCAUGCCCAGGGACACCCAUGGCUGCUGAUGGCCACUGCCUGGCUCUCCAAUUUGCCCUCUUUCUCUCUUUAAUUCUGAUUUACUGUGACAACCUAAUAAAGUAGAAACACAGCA
Sus scrofa (pig) is the source of this 8899-nucleotide messenger RNA. RefSeq names its product Ral GTPase activating protein catalytic subunit alpha 2 (gene RALGAPA2). Gene Ontology annotation, biological process: positive regulation of GTPase activity; regulation of small GTPase mediated signal transduction. The record is from RefSeq and is a predicted model, not a curated record. NCBI's taxonomy places the organism in Eukaryota, Metazoa, Chordata, Mammalia, Artiodactyla, Suidae. Gene Ontology annotation, cellular component: nucleus; cytoplasm. Gene Ontology annotation, molecular function: GTPase activator activity.